Messenger RNA from Trematosphaeria pertusa, 836 nucleotides. RefSeq lists its product as uncharacterized. The coding region runs from base 208 to 807 and encodes 199 amino acids. NCBI's taxonomy places the organism in Eukaryota, Fungi, Ascomycota, Dothideomycetes, Pleosporales, Trematosphaeriaceae. The record is from RefSeq and is a predicted model, not a curated record. The transcript has 3 exons.
GUUUUUUGACUUUCCGACCCCAGGUUGAGCGGGGCGCGGUCGGUUUCAGCCCCGGCGGUUGCGCGGUGUUAAAUAUGAGCGAGGCUGCGCUCGAGAACUGAGGUCGUCUUCUGUGUUUGGUACUUAUCCGGGCUGCGAUUUUUCUCGGCCAGAUUAUCCCACCUAGAGAUCCCUCCUUUAGCAAGAAACGCGACAGUUUUCCGAAUCAUGGCAUCUGUCGUAACCCAGGCACCCGAUCCCAGACUCAUGGGAUACUGGCUCGACAAUGGCCAAUGGAACUCUCAAAUGUGCUCUGAAAGCGGCGAACAAUACUUCACCUCCGGCUCGUACGCUGGUUGUUCAGAUCUCUUCACGGAUUGCGUCACCGCUCUAGCCUCCUCAGUCGAUGAUCGCGUGAAGAUAUGCACAUACACGGGCUUCUCAUGCAUCACCCAAGAAAUCCACUCCACGGCGCCCGCGCCAACCGGCACGGACCCCAAUGCAAUGCUCAACAUCUUCUGCGGCAAGAACUUCGACGCUACGGACCUCUUCCGCCAGCUUCCUAACGCUACGACGACGAAUGCGAGCUCCACUGUCGUGGCGUCAUCUACGUCUGCGCCGUCUUCAACUGCCACGGAGACUGCGACGCUUACGGAGACGGAGAGUGUGGCGUCAACGGCGAGCGAGGGAUCGACUGGGUCUGCGAGUCCUUCGUCGACUGGGGGUGGCGACCAGAAUGGGGCGAGGUCGAGGAUGGAUCUGGGUGGGGGAUCGAGCGUGAAGAUGGCGGGGGUUGCGCUGCUUCUGUUUAUGGGGUUCUUGCUCUAGUGAUUCAGGAUGGGAGUGAAGGAUGUAGG